Messenger RNA from Ceraceosorus guamensis, 930 nucleotides. RefSeq lists its product as hypothetical. The transcript is spliced from 4 exons. NCBI's taxonomy places the organism in Eukaryota, Fungi, Basidiomycota, Exobasidiomycetes, Ceraceosorales, Ceraceosoraceae. The record is from RefSeq and is a predicted model, not a curated record. Bases 1 to 930 code for a protein of 309 amino acids.
AUGAACGCAAAGAGUCCACUCGAACCCCGUGCGCCUUCUCCUGCCGCGACGAGCCAGCCUAAGGCCGUCGACUCUGAUGCAUCCGCUGCUGUGGCGUUGGCGGAGCAAGCGCCCAAGGCCGGUAUAGCUCCCGCGGUUUGUCGCAACGCGUUUGAAGUCGCCACUGAGAAUCAGGACAAUGCCUUCGCGAGGUCAGUGCGCGCCUGGGCAGUGGCAGGACGACCAGAAUGCGACGUCGCGAUAUUUGCAGACUUGUCACCAGGAGCCCUGCCCGUCCUUGGCCAUUCUUGCGUCCUGCGCACGUCAAGUCAUUUGAAGAUCGUGCUGGAUUGGGCUCUGGAGACUAAAUCGCAGUAUAGUCCUUACCCCUCGUCCCCCAUCACCGCGGUUCUCUGCCCUCUACCUCCUGGCGUGAUCUACGUCGUGAACCUGAACGUCGAUGCAGAGCACCUAAAUAUCCUGGUAAAGUACUUGUACGACUACGAUCAUGUCGCGGCUGUCAACCGCGCGUCGAACAUGGUGAUGCUCUAUUCAGUUGCUGAUCAGAUGGAUCUCCUUCAGCUCUCGUCGAGUGCAUUUGGAUCUAUUGAGACAGAGGCGCGGUGGAUGUCGUCGCAGGCCUUCUUCCACACCUUUGCGCAGCGAGAGGUCCUCCGGCAUCCUCACGUGUGCAGGGUGUACUGCGACAUCUUGUGCGAGCGGUACACCGAGUUGGGCCAUUCCAAGUGGUUUGCGAGCUUCGCUACGUCGUUGUGCAACUCCAACGAUGACGAGGCCAGGGGCGUGUGCUGUUGGCUCAUGUGGCAGCUGUCUACGCAGGGCAUGCCCACUAGCUUGAGGCCACCCAUCUUCCGCAAUGGCCGGGCGGCACCUGACCGGAGGCCCUCGCGUGAUCCCUUUACCCCAUGGUCUUGGGAAUCUCGGUGGUAA